GAGUGUGCUACAUCUGUUCACCGCAUGCACACCCUUGCUUGUCAACAGCUAAAACCUGUUCUAACUGGGACAGCUCAACCUGGGAUUUGAUUUCAUUGUUUUACAUUUGAUUUCAUCUUCAUCCAUCUGCAGAUAUGACUAUCAGAACAGCCCGUCCAAACCGGGGACAACAUUUCUGGCCCCGUUUAUAUUGCCUCCAAAAGCUGGAGUCCAUUUUGCUGGAGAUGCAGGACCCAAAAAGUGGAGUUAAAGGCUCAGAGCAGAAGCUCAAUGUCACUACCAUCCCACAUGUAAUUACUGGUAAUGACAUAAUUACUUGGAUUACCAAUAAAAUGAUGAUCACUACAGAAGAGGCUCAGGCCUUCAGCACCAUGUUAGUGGCUUAUGGUUAUAUCUACCCUCUGCAGAACCAUAAGAAGUUGGUCAUGUGCAACAACAACAGCCUGUACCGCUUCCAGACCCCUUACUUCUGGCCAACACAGAAAUGGGUUCCAGAGGACUCUGAUUAUGCCAUUUACCUGGCAAAGAGGAACAUCCGGAAGAAGGGCAUGCUUGAACCAUACGAACAGGCGCAUUACAACCACCUCCAUGAAUGGCUGAACCACAAAUGGGAUUUUAUUGUGAUGCAAGCCACUGAACAGUACAAGGCCGGUAAAGAGAGGAAGAAGCCGGAUCGUGUGGUGUUUGACUGCCAGGAGAGGGCUUACUGGAUUGUGAACAGGCCUCCGCUUCGUACUCAGAGUGCUAUGGACUGUGGUCCAGAGCGGCUUAUUGACCCAAACACUGAUCAGAAAACCACCUUUGACAUGUAUAGACGCAAGAACAUGUUCUAUCAACAAGCCAUCAUGAGGUCCAAGGUCAAAUCUAGUGUCUCUCUGGGAGCAUUGGUCAAAUACAUCACAACCUACAAAAACCAUGACCCAUUCCUGGCUUCCUGUCUACCCAGCAACCCCUGGCAAACAGACAAUGAUGCAUACUGGACUCUCAACAUGAGAAGAGUGGAAGUUCCCACUAAGAUGCGUGUGGAGCGCUGGUCCUUCAGCUUAUUUGAGUUGCUGAGUGACCUCCGAGGGCGAGAUGAUUUCAAGAUCUUCCUCAAGAAGGAGUUCAGUGGUGAGAACUUGGCUUUUUGGGAAGCAGCUGAAGAACUGAAGUGGGGGACUGCAUCUUCCAUGUCAUCAAAAGCGGAGACCAUUUUCAAGACCUUCCUGGCCCCCGGCGCCCCCCGCUGGAUCAACAUUGAUGGCAGGACAAUGGGUUUGACAGUGAAAGGUCUGGAACAUCCUCACCGCUAUGUGCUGGAGGCAGCACAGACACAUGUCUUCUUGCUUAUGAAAAAGGACACUUUCUUCCGUUACCUCAAGUCACCUACUUACAAAGACAUCCAGAAGAAGGCACUGAACCCUGAACAGCACAACUUCAGUCCUGCCCAGCUGGAACAAAAUGCUCUGAACCGGAGCCCAGGCAUCCAUCCCAUCAUCCUCUGGCAGCAAGAAGAGGAGGAAAAGGCAAAGGCUGCUGCUGCUUCUGCUCCAGUAGAUGUCAAGGCCAUGAUGAGCAAGAUAGAUAGGAAGAAGUAGAAAAACACAGUGCAAGUGUGUUUUUGUGGGAGCACUUAUAUGUGUUCGAAGUACAGUCACAGAAAGCAGGACUCACUCACUGAUUAAUGGUAUCCUGUUUUAGUGAUUCUGAGUUAACCCAAUUUUAUAAUGAAGGAAAUCUUAAUGGGCUUUCAGGGCACAGAUUUGGAGAAACAUGACCUGAACCUUUGGCUGAAAUGGGCAAUAAGAUUUCCUGAAGGAAAGUCGCUCAUUUGAUUCCAAAGAGACACAAUAGAUGCUAAAAUGAAACAAAUAGAAGACUACUACUACUACUACUGCUAUUACACCCCCCCCCCCCCCCAAAAAAAAAACAAACAAACAAAACCCCCCACACAGAUAUGCAAAAGAAGAAACAACUAAACAAAAUACAUUUAAAAAAAGCAAAAUGGAGGAUUUUUUUUUCUGUCUGUGCCCAGGAGCCCGUUGUUUGUUGUAUGCUGGUUACACUUGAUUAUGUGAAUGAAAUACGGCCAUAGAAUGAGGUUGUAAACAUUAGAGUAGACAUAACAAAUUAAGUCACGUGUGUCUCAUGUUAAGUAAUCAAAUACAGGAUGCUUUUUUGGAAUAAAAUAUUAUUAUUUUACAUAUUACAUAAGCAGAUUUGUUCAAAACGGAACCUGUUUCUACUAGUUAGAGCCUUUUUUCAUGUAUAUUAUGUUUGGAUAGUUCUGAAAUAACACGUCUUACGAUUGUGAUUAUUGACUUGUAGCUGCCCAUAUGUACUGCUCAUGACAGUUUUGUUUCAGAUUCAAGUUUCAUUGUUACUAUACUUUAGUCACAGUCAUGUACAACAGUAUUUCAGUGCAUCUCAGCCUUUUUCUUUAUGGAGGCUUUGGAUAGUAUGAAAGUGUGGAUAAUUUUCCAAAAUUAAUAAAUGAGUUGAUCAUA
Messenger RNA from Archocentrus centrarchus (flier cichlid), 2489 nucleotides. It is a transcript of the gene rgs9a, whose product is annotated as regulator of G protein signaling 9a. Lineage: Eukaryota; Metazoa; Chordata; Actinopteri; Cichliformes; Cichlidae. Bases 135 to 1580 code for a protein of 481 amino acids. The record is from RefSeq and is a predicted model, not a curated record. Gene Ontology annotation, biological process: intracellular signal transduction; positive regulation of GTPase activity; G protein-coupled receptor signaling pathway. Gene Ontology annotation, molecular function: GTPase activator activity. The transcript has 17 exons. Gene Ontology annotation, cellular component: neuron projection; plasma membrane; cytoplasm.